Molecule: messenger RNA, 2160 nt
Organism: Mercurialis annua (annual mercury)
Lineage: Eukaryota; Viridiplantae; Streptophyta; Magnoliopsida; Malpighiales; Euphorbiaceae
Exons: 4
Coding region: 1-2160 (719 amino acids)
Molecular function (GO): zinc ion binding
Source: RefSeq, a predicted model, not a curated record
AUGGAUACAACAAAAAUUAUAGUUUUGAUUCAGUAUAAUGGUCAUUGUAAUGAUGAUAAGGAAUAUAGAGAUUUCAAAAUCAAAGGAGCUUCAAUUGACAAAAAUUGCAAUUAUAAAGCAUUGUUAGAUAUGGUGAAAAAACUACUGAAGCUUGAAGAUUCUGAUUAUAAAAUCGAAAUACGAUAUCAAGUCAAGAAUCAUUUACCAGAAAUUACAAUAGAUGAUGAUCAAGCUCUGUCAUUCUAUUUCGAUUUAAAACAAACAGAAAGUGAUAACACAAUGUUUCCAAUUUGUGUUGAUUAUCAAGAUAUAUCUGAACAAAAUUCUUACUACUCAAUUGGACAUAAAUUAGCUGAUUAUGAAAUUUCUGAAGAACUAAAUUUUAAGAAUUUCUUAAAAUGUGGUAAAAAAGAUGCAAGAUAUCGAUUCACAUAUUCAAAGGCAAGAUACAUUGAAAUGAGAGAAGGACAAAUGUUCAAGGAUAAAGAAAUAUUAAAAGAGGUAAUUGCAAUUUGUGCAAUUAAAGAGCAUUUUCAGUAUAAAGUGUAUAAAUCAUGCAAGCUUGUAUACAUCAUCAAGUGCAUUACUGAAGAUUUCUUAUGGAAAAUGAGAGCUUCUAAGUCAGUACGAUCAGAAGUUUUUGUUAUAAAAAAGUAUCAUAAUCAUCACAACUGUACGAUUGAAUCAAGAUUGACAAAAAAUAACAAAGCAAAGUCAAAAGCAGUUGGCAAUAUAAUCAAACACAAACUGCUUGAUAUAAAGAAUGAUUAUAAACCAAAUGAUAUCAUAAAUGAUAUGAGAGCUGAGUAUGGUUUAAAUAUGGGUUAUCAACAAGCUUGGAGAUCAAGGGCUAAAGCAAGGGAGAGCAUAGCUGGAAAACCAAUUGAUUCAUACAGUUUACUACCAAGUCUUAUGUAUAUGAUAAUGACGAAGAAUCCAGGCUCGUCUAUAGAGCUAGAAAGUAGAAAUGGAAGAUUUCUUUACAUUUUCAUGGCGCUACAUGCUUCUAUUGCUGGUUGGAAAUACUGCAGACCUGUUAUAGUAGUCGAUGGAACUUUCUUAAGUUCAUGUUCAAAAGGAAUGCUUUUAUCUGCAGUAACUCAAGAUGGUUGUGGUAAAAAAUUUCCAUUAGCUUACUGCAUAGUUGAUUCAGAAAAUAACCAGUCAUGGGAAUGGUUCUUCCAUAGGAUGAGAGACUGUUUUAGAACAAGAGAGGAAUUAUGUAUUGUUUCUGACAGACAUGAUAGUAUUAGCAGAGCAAUUAAAAUUGCGUAUCCUGAAGCAUUUCAUAGGAUAUGCAUUUAUCAUUUGCUGAACAAUGUUAGAGGAAAAUUCAGAAAAGAUUCUGAAAACUUUCGCAUUCAUUUCAUUUCAGCUGUUAAGGCAUACACAGAAGAAAAAUUCAAGUUCCACAUGACACAGCUUGAUAAUAUUGAUGCAGGGAUAAGGAAAUAUCUUACUGAUGUUGGAUUUGAUAAAUGGGCCAGAACUGAGGCAAAUCACAACAAAUAUUGCACAAUGACUUCAAAUAUUGUUGAAUCAAUGAAUGAUGUUAACAAGGCAGCAAGGAGUCUACAUGUGUGUGCAUUGCUUGAAUUAUUGCGUGCUACCAUACAAGAUUGGCAUCACAAAUAUAGGACGCUGGCAAAGUCAACAACAUCAAUCUUAACAAGGAAAGCAGAUGAAAAUCUAAAGAAAAAUUACAUUGCCUCGCUGCCAUUAAAGGUUGUCCCUCUUAAUGAUUUUGAUCACGAUGUGCAUGAUAUGGAGAUUAUUUACACAGUUAACAUAGAAAAAAAGACAUGUACGUGUAGAAGAUUUCAACUUGAUGGGAUUCCCUACAUUCAUGCUGUAGCAGUCUUCAGAUUUUUGAAAUGUGAUCCAAUUCAAUAUUGCUCAACAUAUUUCUUGAAUGAAACAAUGAUGAAGACAUACAGUCAGACUAUCUACUCAAUUGGAAUUCCAAGUUCGGGGACUGUACCGGAUUUUGUGAAAGAAAUAAACAUUUUACCACCAGAAAAGAAACAAAAAGCAGGAAGGCCCAAGAAGACUAGAUACAAAUCCUAUAGAGAAAAAUUGUCUACUAACACAUGCUCUAAAUGUAAGAAAAAUGGUCACAACAAGAAGACAUGUAUUGCUGUAGCAGCAAUUUUUCAUUAA